CGCGCGCCCUCCUCCUUCGAGAAGACGUCGACUACGACUCUUCCCCCCAACCAUCCCUGUCCCUGCACGACCACCACCAUGUCCGCUGCACCACCCCGAGGCUCGCCCUCGCUCUCCGACCACGAAAAGGGCUCCGACCGGAGUAUCGCCCAGCUCGCGUCUAGCAAUGACGGAUCCGAGAUUUAUGACGGAGAGACUGUCGACGAGAAGAAGGUGAUACGAAAAAUCGAUUGGCAUCUCCUCCCGGUGCUCUGUGUUCUGUACCUGCUCGCCUUUCUAGACCGCGUGAACAUUUCGAACGCGGCGUUGUUCGGUCUACAAACGGAUCUGAACCUCACGUCCCUGCAGUACAACAACUGCUUGGUCAUCUUCUUCGUACCGUACAUCCUGGCAGAGGUGCCGGCGAACGUCCUCAUGAAAAAGUUCCGACCGCAUAUAACGCUGCCCACUUGCAUGUUCAUGUUUGGACUGGUCACGACACUUCAAGGCCUUACAUUCAGCUACGGAUCCUUGCUCGUGACGCGUUUCUUCCUCGGUUUCUUCGAGGCCGCCAUGUUCCCAGGGUGCUUUUACCUGCUCGCCAUGUGGUAUCGCCGAUCUGAGUCCCAAAAACGCUACUCGUUCUUCUUCUGUAGUACAACUCUUGCCGGGGCAUUCGGCGGCUUGCUCGCCUCUGCUAUUGGCAAGAUGGAUGGCGACCGCGGCUACCGAGGUUGGCGCUGGGUAUUCAUUCUUGAGGGUGUUGCAACCUGCCUCAUCGCGCUGACGUUCUUCUUCCUGGUCCCCGAUUUCCCUGAGGAAGCGGCCUUCCUGACGGAAGCCGAGCGUCAGUUCGUGAAAGCGCGCCUGAAGGCCGACGUCGGAUCGUCUGCCAGGCAUGAGAGGCUCGGCAUGAAACAAGUCCUCAACGUCUUCAAGGAUUACAAAAUAUUCCUUGGAGGCUUCAUGUACUUCGGACUCAUCGUCCCUGCGUACGGAAACGCCUAUUUUGCGCCCACCAUCAUCAAGCAACUCGGCUAUACCUCCACUCAGGCACAGCUGCAUAGCGUCCCUCCGUGGGCGGUUGCCUUUUUCUUCGCGAUGAUCGUCGCGUUCGCCAGCGACCAUUUGGCGCAUCGGUGGCUGUUCAGCGUCGGGACCGCGCUCGUGGCCCUCGCCGGCUUCGCGAUCUUACUUGCGGUGCAUGAUAAUGUUCAUGUCCAGUAUGCGGCGAUGUUCUUGAUCACAAUGGGCACCUACACCUCUAUGCCGCUGCUCGUCUGCUGGUUCAACACGAAUUUAGCAGGUCAUCAUCGACGAUCGGUAGGCUCGGCCUGGCAGGUCGGGUUCGGUAACAUUGGCGGCAUCAUCGCCGCCUACCUCUUCCCCGCCGCCGACGCAAAGACGCACUAUAAGAAGGGCUACUCCGUCUGCGUUGCGUUCAUCUGCCUCUCCAUCCUCUCCUCCACGCUCUACGUCCUCGGCAUCUCCUGGGAAAACAGGAGACGAGCGCAAGGGCGACCCUUGAUAUGGGAGAUGUCGGAAGCGGACAAGGAGGCUUUGGGAGACCUCAAUCCCGACUACCGCUAUCUGCGGUAG
Punctularia strigosozonata HHB-11173 SS5 is the source of this 1578-nucleotide messenger RNA. RefSeq names its product MFS transporter. Gene Ontology annotation, biological process: transmembrane transport. Bases 79 to 1578 code for a protein of 499 amino acids. Gene Ontology annotation, cellular component: plasma membrane. Gene Ontology annotation, molecular function: transmembrane transporter activity. The record is from RefSeq and is a predicted model, not a curated record. NCBI's taxonomy places the organism in Eukaryota, Fungi, Basidiomycota, Agaricomycetes, Corticiales, Punctulariaceae. The transcript is spliced from 12 exons.